GGCUCGCUAAGUACCCGGCCGUAGGGGAGGGAGCCGCAGCAGCCCUCGGGAGGGAAGGUGACAGCCCGGCAGCAUGAAGUUCCAGUACAAGGAAGACCACCCGUUCGAGUACAGGAAAAAAGAAGGGGAGAAAAUCAGGAAGAAAUAUCCCGACAGAGUCCCUGUAAUUGUGGAAAAAGCACCAAAAGCCAGAGUACCUGACCUAGACAAAAGGAAGUAUCUUGUGCCUUCUGACCUCACAGUUGGCCAAUUCUACUUCUUAAUCCGAAAGCGGAUCCACCUGAGGCCAGAAGAUGCCCUGUUCUUCUUUGUCAAUAAUACCAUCCCUCCCACCAGUGCUACUAUGGGCCAGCUGUAUGAGGAUAACCACGAGGAGGACUAUUUUCUCUAUGUGGCCUACAGCGAUGAGAGCGUCUAUGGCAAGUGAGCACCAGCCCCCCAGGCAUGCAGGCGAGAUGGACUGAUGGAAUGGAUUUGGGGGGGGGAUGUUGGAGAAGAGGAAGGAGAAUGCCUGAGAAGAGGGGAAGAGAACUGGAAGUGAACCACAUGCACAAUGCCAUCACCUUCCAUGCAUUAAUUAUAACCAUUAUUUUUUAAGUUGAGGGGAGGGAGAGUAGGGGGAUAGUGUAUGAAAGGGUGAACUGAAAGGCUAAAGAGGGAUUCUGUGCUGAGGGAUGUGGAGACUCCACUGUUCAUAGUUCUUCUCUUGCUACAGCUGGAAGUAGUUAGCCAGUACUGGAGGCUGCUAGACAAGCCAGUGUGGUGGAGUUCCAGGAGAGUGACCGGGCAUGAUGGCCAUUUUUGUGUAACCCUUUCAUUGGAUGAAGAAGGCAUGCCAUGUAUUGUACACUGACCUUGUCACACCUUGCCCAUGGCAUGGGCUGCACUCCUGUGAGCAUUCAGUGAGCUGUGAAAUACUUCACUCUGUCCACACAAGGCUGUCCUGUGCUGACAGUCCUCACUCCAGCUGCUACCUGUGAAGCGUUUCAAGAGUAUUGUGUUUCCCGUCACUUCCAUCAGUAUUAGAAGGGCUAACUCUGAGGGCUGGGAACUCUUCAGCUGUGAGACGUGAAGAUUGGGGAAAAGAAGGAAGGAUUUUAUUUUUUUCCUUUGUUGCUUUAAUUGCAAAUGCUGGGCAGAAAAAUUUGAGACGACCCUUUUGUUCUUUUCAGUGAAGCCAACUGAUAAACUCAUAAGCAUAGGGCUAGAAAGGACCUCAAGAGAAUGUCUAGCCCACUCCAGCUCUGAGACAGGCCUGAGUAUACCAAACAUGUCCACCAUAGCUGCUUAUCUAACUUGUUCACAGUGAACUUCACUGAGGCAGAUCCUGGAGGCUGCUGAGAUUGUCUGUUCAGUUCCUAGCUAGCCUACAAGUGAGAGAGCUUUUCUUGCUACCUAACUUUAGUCUCCCUUGCUGUGCAUUAAGGCAACUAGCCACUAAUGGUCUUGUUGCUGGUGAACACAGAAAAUUACCUAUCAGUGUUGUUUUUGUACCAAUCUUCUGCAGAACUGAGGAUGGCAGAAGUCCUGUGGGUUUAGCCUUCCCUUCCAUGUCUCAUCGCUGUACAGCUCUUGCACCACAUGCACAAGCGGAAGAAAUCAGUCGCUCCCACGUGUGUUUUGCUGGCUUUUUGUGAUUGGACAACAGUGCCACUCUUCACCACAAGAGAGGUCCUUUUAGACUUGAAGGGGAAGGGGAAUAGAUUCUCUGUAGAUUAUUUUUUUUAAAUUAUUUUAUUUUAAGCCAGUGUUGUUCUUAGAAAGGUGCCAGGUAGAUGCUGUCCUGUGCAAGCCUUAUGCUGUCAUGCCAAAGCAGUUUCUUCCCUGUGGCACAAACAGCAGAUUGUCCCAUAACUGCCAUAACUCUGAUGAAGGGAUGGGGUUUGGGGAGUGAGCUUUCAGGAAAAUUCUGGGAUUUUAUCUAAAAAUCAGAGAACUGGACCUGAAUUACUGUAAACAUUCCUACAUUUAAGGGAGGGACCAAGAGGGAGGAAAAGACAAGAAGGAUGAAGAAGACAGGCAGAUUCUAAAACAAGUUGAGGGUGUUUGCUCUAUUUACAUGAAGUUAGAUCCCAGUUCUCUGCAUUCCUCAGGAAUGAGAAAUCAAGAUGAGUGCUCCUCUGAUUGUGGGAGACAGGAAAUCAGGUUUCAGCCUUCUCUGACAGUUGUUCCACAGAGGUACAUGAGGCAGAAGAGCAGGCUGGGAGUGUGAAGUGGGAGUCACUGGCAGAACUGUGUAAAGGUCAGGGAAGGCAGCGUAGUGGGGCAGGAGGGUCACUGCCUGUGUGGUAUGGGAAGUAGCAGAAGAAUGGAAGAGAAAGGAGGGAGCGCAAAGGAUGUAGACAGAGGAGUCCUAACGGGCAGACAGAAAAUGGGGAAACAAAGGAUGAAAUGAGUGGGUUAGUAUUCCCCAGUUUUUCAUCCUGAACUUCAGUUUGCUGUUCCAUCAUGUGCUCAUCUGGAAUAAAUGCAUUUGGAUGAGUUGUACCUACUGCCAACUUAGAUAACUUCAGUUUCUACCCACAGUGCUCAGUCGUCUCUUUUCGGCCCACUCUCCUCCAAUUACCAGAUUCUUUUCAAUCCUUUAGGUGCAAAUCCACAUCAGUCUCUUGUUUUAGGAAGCUCUGAAUGUUCUGAAGCAGAGAACAGACCCAGGAGACUUUCUAGGGUGAAAGACAAGAUGCAGGCAGUUGGUAUGCAUCUCUCUGCCACUGUCCCACUUGCUCACACACGUGCUGCCAAGAACGUGGUUGUGUGUUGUCUCUAAUGAGCCUGUGCUUAGGCACACUCAGGGGAGAAAGAGUUGGCAUCUGGGGUGCUUGGUUUUGUGUUCAGACCUCCCCUCCCCUCCCGCUGCUGGGUUUAUAAGUGAUAUGUGUGGGACUAAUCUCAGCCGUUUGUUACAUGUAGGGUUUACAGUUUAAUUUAGUUAUUUUAUGGUUCUUUUAACUGGAUUGUGACAUUUACUUCUGUUUUUGCGCUAGUCCGGUAUUGUACGAGGUAAUGAUGGUAGUUCUUUUUUGUGUUGGUUAGCUGCAGGUUCUUGUAAAAUAAAGUUCAUACUACUUGAGCUAAAUCAACCAAUCAAUAAAGACGCAUUUGAAAAUCAC
Messenger RNA from Aptenodytes forsteri (emperor penguin), 3110 nucleotides. It is a transcript of the gene GABARAPL1, whose product is annotated as GABA type A receptor associated protein like 1. Lineage: Eukaryota; Metazoa; Chordata; Aves; Sphenisciformes; Spheniscidae. The record is from RefSeq and is a predicted model, not a curated record. Gene Ontology annotation, molecular function: GABA receptor binding; ubiquitin protein ligase binding. The transcript has 4 exons. The coding region runs from base 74 to 427 and encodes 117 amino acids. Gene Ontology annotation, cellular component: cytosol; autophagosome; autophagosome membrane. Gene Ontology annotation, biological process: macroautophagy; autophagy of mitochondrion; autophagosome assembly.